This is a messenger RNA of Polyodon spathula (Mississippi paddlefish), 5631 nucleotides long. RefSeq names its product OTU domain-containing protein 4-like. Gene Ontology annotation, molecular function: K63-linked deubiquitinase activity; cysteine-type deubiquitinase activity. The record is from RefSeq and is a predicted model, not a curated record. Gene Ontology annotation, biological process: protein deubiquitination; regulation of protein K48-linked deubiquitination; negative regulation of interleukin-1-mediated signaling pathway. The transcript is spliced from 21 exons. The coding region runs from base 365 to 2926 and encodes 853 amino acids. NCBI's taxonomy places the organism in Eukaryota, Metazoa, Chordata, Actinopteri, Acipenseriformes, Polyodontidae.
AUUGCUCCGCGAGCUAAACUGAGCAGUCAAAUCUAAAAUAAAAGCAAAACAAAGCAAGCUAGCAAAAGCACUUUCAUUGCGGGAGUCAGUGUGUACUUUACACUGUACUCAAAUGUUUAAGGAUUGAAACUAUUCAUAAUUGCACAGCUUAAUAAGUCUACCUGUAGGACGUUUUUGUUUCUUCCCCACAUUUUCUUUCGCAAUGUUUACCUUGCUGCUAAUUUUUGGACUGCAAAACUCGAGAACCGAAACUUACGAUAUUUUGUUGAAAAAUAAACUCUGUCUCAUUUAGGUUUCACUUCCUGGGAUGUCUCGCUGCCAGUUUACUAGUAGCCGGUAUGCGCUUGUUUAAAUUUAAAUAAAAAUGGAUACAUGUUUACAACAAGAUCGAGUCAGCAAUGACUGCAUGAAAACCGAAAAGUUAAUGGACGAAUAUCUGCGAUCUCAGGGGUUGUAUCGAAAGGAAAUAGCAAAAGAUGGGUCCUGUCUGUUCAGAGCAGUGGCUGAACAGAUACUCCAUUGUCAGAGUCGACAUCUAGAAGUAAGACAUAGUUGUGUAAGUUACUUAAGAAGGAACAGAUCAAAAUACGAAGCGUUCAUUGAAGGGACGUUCGAGGAGUACCUGAAGCGACUGGAAAAUCCACAGAUCUGGGUUGGAGAAGUGGAAAUAAGUGCCUUGUCUCUGAUAUACAAGCACGAUUUUUUAAUCUAUCAGGAACCAGGAAAGCCACCAGUCAAUAUAACUGAAAACAACUUUCCCGACAAGGUUAGCCUAUGUUUCCUAAAUGGAAAUCACUAUGACUGUGUCUACCCCAAGCAGUUUACUGAAGCUGCAGCUUUAUGCCAGUCUAUUGUAUAUGAACUGCUGUAUGACAAGGUGUUGGGAGUGGAUAGCAGCAAACAAACUUCCAGUCUUCAGAGCUGCAGUGAGUCCGAUCAAGGUGCGUGUGAGGAAUGUGUCAGCAGCGAUGAGUCUGAUUUGGAUGCUAAUAGGACUGAAGGAGCUGCUGAACCUGCUGACAUGAAUACAGUCCGGUCCUGGUAUAAUAAGCAGGACCCUAAGGGAGUACACUUUGUUACCGUAUUUACAUAUGCACCUCUGUUUCUAUGGAUUCCCAUUCGUAAGGAUUCCAGUCCUGCUUCUGCCCCCCUAUCCAGGAGGGUGCUCCAGUCUCUCGACCCAGCAGUAUACAGAAAUGUGGAGUUUGAUGUCUGGUUAAAGUCUAAAAGAGCCCAACAAAAAAUGGAUUACUUCAUAGCUGCUGGAAUGCAGUACACCACUGGAGACAAAUGCAAGGUGCGUUUGGAUCCUAGUGGGAGGUUCUAUAAAGCCUACAUUCAAGAAGUCAGCCAUGAUGAUGGUCCUGUGGUGGUUUUUGUUGAAGAACUUGGAGCGAAGUACACGAUUCCCCUGAAAAACCUUCGUCCAACAUCAGAGGACCACCCCAAUAGUGGCUGGAGCACAGUGAUAGAGAAGAAACCUAAGAGACCCGGCCCUGUAACUGGGCAGAAUCUGCUCUCCGAUGCUACUGACUAUAGGGGAGUGAAGCAGCCAGCAAAAGCAGUCAAACCUCCACCAAAAGGGCCUCCAAAACAUCAGCAAGCUGUGCUGACCAGAGCCUCACACCACUCUGGUCCUUCUGCAGGGCAGGCCCCACACUCCCCUACUGAGCAGAAACAAGGCAGCGGGACUCAUCCACAGACUGCAAGGAAAUGUGACCUAGACCCUGGAUUUUCCUGCACUUCAGGAGAGAACAGAUACUUUGGUCUGCCACCGGAAGAGCGGAAAGCUAAAGAAGCUAACGAACAGUCGCGUGCUCUGUUGGAGAUUCAACACAAGGAUGAGCAAUCCUUUCCAGCACUCUGUAACCAGACUGUUUGUCAAACCGCCAUUCAAAGCAGUGAUGCUAAUAAUCCAAAGAAAACCCAGAGUACUGAGAAGCGGCGCUCAAGGCGGCGAGUGGAGUCGCAGCAACCUGGACAGAAAGACCCAAAGAAUCAACGUGUCAAACCAGGACUGAAAGUUGAGCAAAAUAAAUCUCUGGCUUUCAGCAAUCCUGGGCCGACUGGUCCAGGUCCUGCUCCUGUUGCUCUUACCAGAUCUCAGCCUCCUGUCUCUUUCUCUCACACUUGCCUGCCAGCAGACCCUCUGCCAUACGAGGCUGCAACCUGCUGUCAAACAGGCAUUUCACCAGUACCUAAUGCACCUGCCACUGUGCCCAGCCCCGUGAUGUCACAUGGUAAUGUGAUGGCGGCCCCGAUCACCCCACUUCCUGUUCCUCUGCCGGCGACAGGCCAGCCCUCAGUGCCAUUGUCUGAGGUCUUAGCCUUGUACCAGGACCUCUUGUACCCUGGGUUCCCUUGUAAUGAAAAGGGAGAUGGUGUCCCUGCACCGCUGUAUUCCUACUGUAAAAAUGGGGACGAUCUUCCAAGUGAUAAAUGCAUUCUAAGGUUCUUUUUUAACCUGGGCUUAAAGGCUUACAGUUGUCCCACGUGGCCACCCCAUUCCUACCUCUUUCCCCUGCAUCAGGCUCAUUAUAAUGCCUGUGCAGUGCAGCCCAAAAUGCCUGGCCCUGUUUCCUAUGCAACUACUUGGUUUCCAGAGGGUGCUGCCGUGUGUCAGAGCGUCAGCUCCACCUCAGCCAGCUGCACCAUACCGAUUCAAGACCACAAGGACCUGCCCUUGCCAGCUGCUGGAAGAGCUCAUGGUCCUUGCUUCUGGGGGCAACCCCCCUUACCUGCCCACAUCUCUACCCCCUGCAUGCAGUCUCCUCUGCAGUCCAUUGAAUCAUUUAGCCAUCCUGGUCCCAGUUGUCAACAUGCCAUACUGUGGCAUUUUGUUUUUCCAAACCCUAACAGGAUCUAUCAAGCAAGGUGUCCAGGUGCUGUCCAGGCAAAGCACUACUGUGUGCCAUGCACGGCAUAAAAAAAUUAUAUCUAUAUACACACACACUCUUAUAUAAAAGAGCACUGGCACUUUUUCUUAAAGCUGAAGUUGCUGAAAAUUACCCCAUGCGGUCAAGAACAAUCAAGUAUUCGACAGAUAACUAAAACCACACCCAGUCAGUUAUGAGACAGCACUGGUACCGGUACUCCACAGAAGCAGCUUUUGUGACUGACCUGAAGCUGGUGGUGGUGUUUUAUGAAGUGGUUUGGCACUGAUGAUAGUUGAAUUUUGUUUAGCUGGAUUUAAAGAAUUGCACUGAAUGUUUGUGUUUUGCACUUUUUAUGAUGAUCAAUUUGUAUUCAUGGAAAUGCCUCAGUUGUUUUGUUAUAGGAAAAAAAAAUUGUAAAAAAAAAAAAAAAAAAAAAAAAAAAAAAAACCCACUGAAGGAUACACCUGUUGUGUCUUUUUUUUUUUAGGUGAAUGUAUCAGAAUUUGUGACUAUGGAGAAAUCAAAGAUUUAAGUUUUGUUUUGUGCAGAGUUGCCAUUUGUUUAAAAUGUGUCCAUUUUGGAAAUCUUUAAGAGAACUGACUUUUGUUUUUGAGGUGAAUACACUGUAGUUUGUUUCAAUCAUUUUUGCCUGAAACUAUUGUCCUUUAUAGAAAUGAAGAAUAGGGCACCUUUGCCUGAUGUUUUAUAUAUGUUAGCUGGGGUACCUAUUAAAAAAUGUUUAAAAACAGAUAUAAAUUGUAGUAGCAUGUUUGGUCUACCUAUAAGUUUAAAGUGUUAAGUAUUCAAAGAAGAAAGUGAUAACAGCCCAAAGACAUUACCCAAGUUUAAUUUCUCUAACAACUAUUCCUGAUGUUUUCUAUUAAUUUAAUGAGACGAUGGAUUACAGACAGUAGUUUUUCUGAUUUAACAACACUGCCACCUUUUUAAACUCCUCCAUUUUAGCUUAUUACCAAUAAAUGUUUUAGAAAAUAUAAACUCACACUAAGCAGCUGACAAGUCCAUCUACGGCUGAUUUUUAUCUUGUGUUGACUGGCGUACUGACUCAAUCAAGCUAUUUUUCUUGCAAGCCAGCACAAGUUAAACUACAAAGGUUUACAAAAAUAUAUAUAAACCUAACAGCCUUAAUGAUUUAAUUUAGUAUAUACGAAGUGUAAAGCAGUUUACAAAAGCUGGCCUAUACCCAGUGGAGACUUAAACAGAAGGAGAUUAGGAGUUAUUAUACCUCGGGGGGGUUUCCAUGAAUUCUCUGCUACCUAUCAACUUUUUAAACAAUUGUGAUCUUUCUUGAAUUUAAAUAUUACUGUUCAGUUAAUGUUUUAAAUUGUGCUGUUAAAUAUCAUUAGUUCCCUUGUAUUCUGCUGAAUAUUAAUUGUAUCCACGGAGCGCCUUUGCCGGAUGCAUCACUUGGCAGUCCACACAACACAUUUUCUUAAAUAGAAGGAACACGUCCCCUUCUUGUAUUGGACGGAGAGAUCAUUAGUAUUUCUGAUCUGGUGUCUGGUUAAAGAUACUUUUAAAUAAAUCAUGAAGGUCUUUGCAGUAUGUUCAAUCAUUAACAGGAAGCCACCUGAACAGGCUGUCGGGUCGCUAAAUACAGUGCAACAGUUAGUGUGUCAAUAAGUUUUAUUUAUUUAUUUUUAAGUGAUGGAAAAUAUGUAUACUUACACUUCAGAAAUGGGGACUUUUCACAGGGAAUUACCCAUUACAUGGCAAUAGGUAAAUUACACAGAAAGCCGUGAAAAAAAAUACAUCCUUUAUACCUAAUAAACCCGUUUCUUGGAUGAUACAUUAAGCAGACAAGCCCUGGUUUGCUAUUUCAAGUCCUUGGCUUCGUCUCCAGAUUUCAAAUAGCGAAAAAUAAAUAAAUACAUAGCGAGGUCUAACUAAUACAUCCUGGCUUUACUCUUCAGACUGGGGCAUAAAUAUGAGCAGCAAAUAGACAUCUCCUUUUAAAUUUUGGGGGAUUUGGUGUAGAUUUUAAUAUACCUUUGAUUUAAAAUUACAUCUCCAAAAAAAGCAGUACGAUAGCAUGUUUUUAAAUUACUACAUCUUAUGCAAGGUCUCUGGAAUUGGAUCUUUAUUUAAUAUUUAAAACAGUUCUGAAUAGUUAGAAAAUAAAUCUAAAUAUUCCCACUUCAUGUUACCUGUUCCUUACAGAAUUACAGAUAAUUUGCAUCAAUCAUCAUUGUCUGCUGUAGGGCAUUUGUUAAGCUUUCAGUUUCAAUCAUGUUUACUACACCAAUUACACCAGCACCUGGGGCCUAUUUCACAAAUGUGGUUUAAAAAAGCCAGGUUUAGUUUAAGUUAUCUGGUUUGAGUUAACAGUAUAUAACUUAGCAAUAACUGUUGCAAGAACGUAGACUGAGUUUUAAAUUAAUCUAGAUAACUCAAGCCAGGUUAAUGUUUCUAUCUAUGUGUGUGGAACCAACUGUUUGAGUGUGUUAUCAUGGUAAUCUUUAUUAACAAUCUGAAAAAAUGGAAGCGACUUUUUUUUUUUAUUGCUUCCGAGCAACACAUUUUAGUUUCAACGUAUGAUAAUGUUAAAGAGAGAUAUAUAUUUAUUAAACAAAAAGGAAGAAAAAAUAAACCCUGCUACUGCCAAUAAAGCCAGGGUGGCAGUCUGGCACCCUGUAGCUGACACUUAAUGCGCAAGUAUAGUCACAUCCUGAGUACACAAGCACAAAUCCCUUGACUUAUUUAUAUUAUAUAUUUAUAUCUUGCUGUAUUUUGAUUA